AUGAGUGGUGGUGGUGGCGCCACCUGUGAGGUGCACUACGAUGCUGCCACACGCACCUGGCAGGGACCGCGGGGCAAGGAGUUCUACGGUCCUGAAAUGACGCUCGGCGAGGUGACAAUGCGUGUGCUCAAUUUAAAUGCGGAUAAGAUACUUCAACAUUGCGAUACGACCGGAUUGGAACUAACGGGCGCUCAACUGGCCCAACAGGGUUUAAGAAUUGCCCAAGGAUUUAGGAAACUUGGAUUGUGCUGUGGUGAUGUCAUUGGCAUUUCAGCGAAUAACACAAACUACCUGACAGGUGUCACUAUCGCAGCAAUGCUCUCGGGCACGCCCAUCAAUCCACUGCAUCCGGAUUUCGAUCAGGAGACAGUCAAGUACAUGUACGACAUUACAGAACCCAAAUUAAUCUUUUGCGAUGUGGAGAACUAUACAACUAUCAAGGGAGUAAAUGAUAGAUUGCUGAAUCCAGCCUUAAUUUACCUGGUAAAUGGUAAACUUGAAGGUGUUCGCGAUGUCAGUGAACUGCUGAAGGAAACCGAAGGUAUAGCGCCAACUGACUAUGUGCCCUGUCCUAGGCUGAACGGAGAUCACACCGCCUUUAUUGUCUGUUCUUCGGGUACCACCGGCAUGCCAAAGGGAGUGACUCGUUCCCAUCGCAGCCUCAUCUGCAAUUGCAAAAAUCCCAACACCUAUACCAGGGACACUGUGGUAUUGUCCUUCAGUCCGUUGUAUUGGAUCUCUGGCACCUACAUGCUGUUGGCCUCCCUGCUCAAUGGUUGCAAGCGUAUCAUCACAAAUCGACCCUACACAGUGGAGUAUCUACUAGAGGUGGUUCAGAGACAUCAGGUGACCUUCCUGUUUCUUGCCUCCCAUCAGAUAGCCUUACUCUCCAAAUGUCAGAGUGAUCUGCCAAAAAUCAAAGCCCAAUUGGAGUCGGUUCGGGUGUUAAUUGGAGCCGGUUCAAAGGUCUGCAAGGCCGUUUCGAGACGGAUGUACGAACUGAUCGGGAACAUGCGCUUCGUUGUGGGCUACGGACUGUCCGAGGUCGGAGGAGUCAGCAAGAACCUCGGCGGUCCCCUCGGCAGCGAGGGGAAAGUCAUGCGGAAUGUGGAGCUGCGAGUGUUGGACAAACUACGGAUGCCUCUGGGCAUCAAUGAGGUGGGCAUCAUCUAUGCUCAUCUACGCUACAAAUGGGCCGGAUAUUAUCGCAAUCCGGAGGCCACAAAACGUGCUCUGAGUCCCGAUGGACAAUGGCUGAGAACUGGCGAUAUUGGGUACCUCGAUAGCGAGGGUUACCUGUACAUUCAGACACGCGACACGGAUGUCUUUAAGUACAACAACUUUCAGAUUUAUCCCGAGCAAAUUGAAGAGUUUAUUCUACGUUUGCCUGGUGUCAGUGAGGCCUGUGUCUUUGGUGUUCCUCAUGAGGUGUCCAACAACCUAACAGCCUGUGCUGUGGUCCGUACACCCGACAAAGAGGGUCGAGAAUUGGUCGCCAAUCAAGUGAGGAGCAUUGUGGAGCGACACUUGAGUAGUGCCUAUCAUAUACGUGGAGGGAUUUACUUUAUUGAUGCCUUGCCCAAGACCUCCAAUGAUAAACUGCAAAGGCGCAAGGUUCCCGACUUGAUUAAGUCCCUAGGACUUGUCGCUGAAUAGUACUAGACUACGAUUAUUUUAUUUAAAAAAUUUAUCUCUAUAUUUGUGUAG
Molecule: messenger RNA, 1707 nt
Organism: Drosophila innubila
Lineage: Eukaryota; Metazoa; Arthropoda; Insecta; Diptera; Drosophilidae
Product: probable 4-coumarate--CoA ligase 3
Exons: 4
Coding region: 1-1656 (551 amino acids)
Biological process (GO): long-chain fatty acid metabolic process; fatty-acyl-CoA biosynthetic process
Molecular function (GO): long-chain fatty acid-CoA ligase activity
Source: RefSeq, a predicted model, not a curated record